This is a messenger RNA of Coffea arabica (coffee), 709 nucleotides long. Its product is annotated as salt stress-induced hydrophobic peptide ESI3. Lineage: Eukaryota; Viridiplantae; Streptophyta; Magnoliopsida; Gentianales; Rubiaceae. The record is from RefSeq and is a predicted model, not a curated record. Gene Ontology annotation, cellular component: membrane.
AAUUUUUUGUAAUGUAUUAAAAGAUUUCAUAAGUAUUGAUUUGUGGUUUCUCCAUCAGACGGGAGUCUGACGCUAACUUUAAAGCUAUUUCUUCUUUCUUCUGGCUACGAUCCGGGUCAAGGGGAAGGAGACAACUAAACAUGUUUACAUCAUGCCACGUGUACUUCCACGUGGUCGGUUUAUAUCACCAUUGCUCCUGCAUAGCUGACACAUUUCCAUGGCUACAACCCCUCAUCUGCCGUUUCAAACUGCUUUUAUUCUCUACGUUCAUAACUAGAUAUUAGCCCUCAAAUUUUAAGGAACUGAAUUAGCCUUGUGUACAUUCAUUAGUAGCAGGGACAAAUAAUUUGUGGGGGGUUUAUUGGAUAGCUAGCAAAAACCUUUCAAUCUAAGCAGAUCAAAUCGGAGUAUGGGCUCAGAGACGUUUCUUGAAGUGUUAUUGGCAAUAUUGUUACCCCCUGUUGGAGUCUUCCUCCGUUAUGGAUGUGGGGUGGAAUUCUGGAUUGAUUUGUUGCUGACUAUACUGGGAUACAUACCGGGAAUCGUUUAUGCAAUCUAUGUAUUAGUGGGAUAGCAGGAGUUGGAUUUGUCUUUUGUAGAUCUAUUUCAUGCUUCUUAGAAUAAACUGCUAAUCUCUUGUGGUUCCUUUUCCCAGUUGGCACUUAUAUCAUGUGUAUGUUUACAAUGACCAAAUUAAGAUCUGUUUGUU